AUGCAAAUGAUGUUGCUAUAUUUUGAAUACACUAAACAAUAUCAAGAAACAACCAUCGAUCAAAUCUUCAAAGAAGAAUUCAGACUAGACUCUGAAAUCAGCGAAAAAGAGCAUAUCCUAGCCAAAUCCAAAAAGAAUAUCACCAAAUUAAAACUAUAACUAUCCUCUGCCAAUAAAGAAUUGAAAAAAAUCAAAUUGGAUGCCUCCAAAAAGGAAACUGUAUAUGCAUGUCUAUAUUGCACUGGCAAAGCAUUCAUUUCCAUCCCUCUCCUUGAAGCACAUUAUUAAAGACAUCACAUAGAUAAAUUUGAAAAACCAAAAUAAAAUUUCUAGGAAACUCUACUUACAGUUCAAACCCUCUUAUUGCAAUAAUAAAUUAAUUCCAUGAUCAACAAUCAGAACUAACAGGACUUCAUGUUGCAAACCAUGUAAUAGGCCUAGUUUAUGCAACAACAAGCAGAGGAUUCUGAUUCUUCCUAGGACGAAGAUCUUGAAGACGAAAAAAUGGAUGAUUAUCAAAUGAGACAACUUAAGUAUGAAUUUGAAUAGAAGAAUCUUGUGCUUUAACAAUAAAUGGAAUCGCUACAAAAUUAUAUAGCAGUUCAUAGACCUUAAGAAAUUCUAGAUAAAAUUGAGUAAAUUGAAUACAGAAUUGAUAAUCUCAAGAUUCCUGAACCUGUUAAGGUGGAGGAGAGAUUACCUACUCCUCCCCCUGAAAAUUAUAGUUACAAUGCAGGACCUCUGGAGGAUGAAAUCAGUGAAAUUGCUGAUGAUAUCUAUGAUGCUAAGGAUCUGCAAUAAGAAAUUAAAGAGGAUGUUACCAAUGAUUCUAAGAGUGAUGAUGAUUAAAAGGAACCCUCAGUUAUUAUUGAUAACCAACAGGAAGCAGCUUUUCUGCAAGAGGAAAAAGAAUUUCAUCAUAUGGUCAAAUCAGUGAGGUAAAAGAAAUCUUAAAUUACAAAAGAAUUGACGGAUCAUUUCAGAAACAUACAAUUGGAUAAUGAAUUGGAAAGGAAACUUAAAGAAGUAUUGAAUGUGAAUAUGAAUGAAAUCCAAUUUAAAAGUGAAAAAGAAUUGGAGGAAUAUUUAACCUAAUUAAAUGGAACUAUUUUAUUAUCAGAUAAGAAAUAAACAGAAACUAGAAUAGCUGAUCCAGAAUUAGAAGAAAUCAAAAAGCAUGAUGGACCCAAUGUUAUUCAGAUGGAUUCUGAUUAUGAUAAUGAUGGAGACGAUACAUCCAAGGUAUAAUAGUAGAAGGACUUUAAAGGCAGAUUGGUUAAGAAAUAAGGAAAAACAGUUAUUGAAUAAUCAAAAAAUGUUCGUUUUUAAUAGAUAGAAACACCACCAUCAAGUUAAUCAAACAAUUCUGAGGAAGAAUAUGAUAUUAAUCAAAAAGUGAAAGAAAAUGUAAAGGACUUUAAACAACAUGGAAAAUCAUCCAAAUAAGAACCAUAACAAUUAAUGAAAAUAUAAUCAGAAAAUAAGAUAAGAAAUUCUUAGGAUAAAGAAUAAAUUUCAUAAAUAUUGCCACUAGAAAAAAAGUCAUCUACAUAAUCUUAACAAUAAAAGCAUUAAUAAUAAUAAUAGUAAUAAUAAUAACAAUAACACCAAUAAUAAUAAUAAUAGUAAUAACUUUCAAGCAAAAGAAAAAGUAGUUUUGAAGAUUCAGAAGAAUUUUAAACAGAAAAUAUACAAACUAUCUUCUAAACAAAAAAACCAGCAUAAAUAUCUCAAUUUGGUAAGUCUUAAGAAUCUGAGAUACCACUUCAUUAAAAUGUUAUUAGAUCUUAACAAUAAAAAAGUUCAAUAAUAAAAAAAUAGUUAUAUAAUGACAGUGAAGAUGAAUUUUGA
Molecule: messenger RNA, 1851 nt
Organism: Paramecium tetraurelia
Lineage: Eukaryota; Ciliophora; Oligohymenophorea; Peniculida; Parameciidae
Exons: 2
Source: RefSeq, a predicted model, not a curated record